Messenger RNA from Bombus huntii, 450 nucleotides. RefSeq lists its product as uncharacterized. Bases 15 to 407 code for a protein of 130 amino acids. The transcript has 2 exons. Lineage: Eukaryota; Metazoa; Arthropoda; Insecta; Hymenoptera; Apidae. Gene Ontology annotation, molecular function: CoA-ligase activity. The record is from RefSeq and is a predicted model, not a curated record.
AUAGUCUUAGAGUAAUGUUGUCUCAUCGAAAUUUGUUACUUUUCAUCCAAACUCUAAGUGCCCCAGGAUCAAUGGAUAUUCGACGUGGAGACCGAAUACUAGUUUUCUUGCCAUUAUUUCACGGUUAUGCGUUCGGAAUGAUGAAUACGGCAAUAAGUUGCGGUGCAGCUGUGUACAUAAUGGGAAAUUUCGAGUUAGAAACGUUACUCAGUUCCGUAGAAAAAUACAGAAUUACGCAUAUACCAUUGGUCCCUCCAGUUUUAGUUGGUCUUGCGAAGCAUCCAAUGGUGCCAAAUUACGAUUUCAGCAGCGUGAGAGAGAUCGUUUCCGGUGCGGCACCGCUUCCGCCGGAUGUAAGUUUUUCGUCCAAACUACCCAACGUAAUACGUUAUAACGUUAUUCUAUAAAACGUAAUACGUUAUAACGUUAUACCAUAUAACGUAAUACGUU